This is a messenger RNA of Fonsecaea multimorphosa CBS 102226, 6042 nucleotides long. RefSeq lists its product as uncharacterized. The record is from RefSeq and is a predicted model, not a curated record. Gene Ontology annotation, cellular component: Set3 complex. The transcript has 3 exons. Gene Ontology annotation, biological process: regulation of transcription by RNA polymerase II. NCBI's taxonomy places the organism in Eukaryota, Fungi, Ascomycota, Eurotiomycetes, Chaetothyriales, Herpotrichiellaceae. The coding region runs from base 1 to 6042 and encodes 2013 amino acids.
AUGUCGUCUUCAAGAUAUCCUCCGCCAGCAAGAGAUCGCUCUCCGCCACGGUUUGACCGCAGACCUUCCACCAACUACACGCCCGCGAGCUCAUCAUACAGGGGCCAAGCAGAGCCCGGCUUGCCACAGGCGCAAAGAGACCCACCCCGAGGUCCUAAGGCUGAGUCUUUCCGAGGCGGUGGGGGUUUUCCAUUUACUUCAACUGCGCGUGGUAGAGGUGGUGGGUUCCCUCCGCGGCUCAAUGAUAACUGGGAGAGGGACCGUGAAAGAGACCGUGAACGAGAUCGGGACCGCGAUACUCGGCCGCCUCCGCAGUCAUACCGUGGUCGAGAAGAUGACCGCGUUGAGUGGCCUCGACGUGAUCGCGACUUUGCAGCCGCCGAUCGGACGGCUCCACCAGCAAGAGAUACUCGACCUUAUGUUGGCAGAGAGCGCUCGGCCUCUCCUGUUCGACCUAGAAGGGACUCGCGCGAAUCAAUCCCCUCGACAUUUGCUCGACCCGCAGAAUCGGCGUCGUCAUACUACCCUCCUGCAGGACGGGGCGGCCUUGGCCGCGGCCGGGGAAGAGGCGAUUGGGAACGUGGCAGAGGCCGGAGCUCUUUCGUAAGCGAGCGUGAGCGGGAUCUGUUCCAUCCACGAAGCCGAUCGAGAGAGAGUUGGCGUGAUCGUGACUUUGACCGUGGCCGGCCACCACCGGGUGACGCUGACCGCUCGGAUAGGUAUGAGCGUCGCGAUCAUGAGCGCAGUCGAGAACGCGAAGUCAGACCUAGGGAUCCACGAGAGCACGACGUGUGGCCAAGGGAUCAAUCGCCCGCUAGAUUAUCUGCUGGAAAUGCGGCCGCAACUGUUGCCACCCCAUCUGCCUCUACGAACGAUCGACCCGGAAAGCCCGAAUUUGAGGCAGGCAGACGGCCGUCCGUUGUGGCUGCCCCGAGCAGCGCUCCCCGUGAAAAUCGACGUGAUGGUGAAGGAGCAGAUUAUUUUGGGAGUUCAAGGCUAGAUACCUCUCGUCGUGAUCUACCCCAAACCCCACAACCACCUCCAACUCCCAUCGGCCUUGACUAUGGCCCUCCGCCGUCCUUACCGUCAGUCACCACACCUGCUGCGGAAAAGCCAACCUUAGCCAAGCCGCAACCUGUCAAGAUCGAGCAAGUAACACCUUCGCCAGCCCCUUUUCAACCGCCUAGUGGGCCAAAGGCUGGUAGAACAGCUGUCGUAACGAGUCUCAGUCAGCCCGUGAAGACUCCUCAACAACAAGAGACAUGGGCUCGCACUGAAUCUGUGUCGCGUCCCGUGCGCCCAGGUCCGACUUCGAGUGCGAGUAAUUUAUCGAUGGAAGGAAGCGCAAAGAAAGAUGAGCUGCCUAUCGAAUCCAGAGCCCUGGCUGCUCCUGCUGCUGACCGUGCCAUGCCUCCAAAUGUCCCUUCUGGCCCCCGGUUAGGCAACAAUCCGACUCCAUAUAAACAAAGGCUAUCUUCAAGUGAGCCUGUCGGCUCUGGACCACCUCCCAUGGCUCCAAGGGAACCUUCAAAACCUUCUGGGCUAGACAAUCGGUCCUCAGCAAUACCAACGGGGCCUCGCCUCGAUCGCGAAGCAACAAGGGCUGGGCCAGGGACAGCCUCGAAGUCAUGGAUCUCUCCAGACUACAAACAAAAGCCAUCUAUUAUGAACGCAAUGAACAAACAGUUCCAGCCUGAGGCUCGGGACAGGGGACCUAUACCGACGGGACCUAGGUUGCAGAAUGCGUUCUCUACGCACCCGGACAAGACUGUUCGAGGGCUUCACACGUCUGCAGGUUCUCCUCCAUCUGCGCCGUCCGGGCCCAAGGCGUUGAUAGCAACCAGCCCCAAAAUUAAAGACGCAACAAUGACCCUCCUGCCUCCCAGAGAGCCCGCCGACGACACCCACUACCAAGACGAUGUGGUGAUGUCAGUUCCAGCAUCCAGUGACGACGAUGACGAAGCUGAAGAUGAUUCUUUCGACGAAGAGUAUUUUAUUGAAUCUGAAAAGCGGCACAAGCAUGAGAUGGAUCUUCUUGAAGGCAAGAAACCACCGCCUUUACUACAAGACACGACAGUAGUGGCCCUCCUAAUGAAGCUGCAAUUUCUCCAUAUGAUAUCUCAAGAUCCUGUGCCUCGACCAGUCCCCACGCCCACCGAGGUCACAAAGGUCGAGACACCUGCUGCUGUUCCUUCUCCAACCGGACUACUGUCCCCAAAACAGGCCUCUGAGGAGACCGAGUCUAAAGAGGCAGUACCGGAAGUGGCACCACCGCAUCCUAAAGGACGACCUCUCAAGCAGCCACCAGUGAACCCGAUACCGACACCUCCUAUCGAAGACUUACCAUAUUUGAAGCAUGGACCUAUUGAGCCAGUUGUCUUUGAAGAUUCAGAUAACGAAGUCGAACACGAAGCGGUUGCAAUUCUACUCCAACAGGAAUUUGAACGUAAUGCUUGGGACUGGAGAUCCGAGCUUGAAGAAAUGCACGCAGAGUUCAAGGCUAGAUAUCCUCUGUGGAAACAGAAGAUUCAACAACUCGAACAAGAAAGGCGUGAGUUACAGGCUAGCCCUGCACCCGCCUCCCCUGCACCGUCAGCGGCGCCAUCCGUCACUCCUUCAUUGACCCACGAGCGUACGAGAGGCGCACGAAACACGACAGAGGCCGACUUGCAAGCCGCAAUUCUGAUGUCUCAGCAAUCGCUCAAAGAAGAGGAAGAACGACGCGAGAGAGAGGCAGCGUCCAGCUCUGUACCCAACUAUGACACAGAGGCAGUAGUGCCUCCAAUGUUGAAGCCCGCGGACAUUGAACUGUCCCAAUUUGAGGAGACGAAUCAUCUCAUCCCAAACGAAUUGGCUCUGCAUGCAUUUUCCUAUCUACCCCCUGAAGACGAUUUCACGGAGGAGGAACAAACUCUUUUCAUCACCGCCUAUUGUCAAAACCCCAAAAAAUGGGGCAAGAUUGCAGAAUCCCUCCCAGGUAGAACCUAUCAAGAGUGCAUCAUCCAUUACUACUUGACCAAGGUCCAGGCUCACUACAAAGACCUCUGGAGACGAUCGCAGCCUAGGAAGCGCGGUCGAGGUCGAGGGGCUGCGGCCAAGCCCCGUUCAACGGCUCUGAUGUCCGAGCUCCUCAAUGGUGACGAUGCAGAGGCGACACCUGUAGCCGUUACGGACAGUGGAAGGCCAAGGCGAGCAGCGGCACCAACGUUUGGAGAUGCUCCGAGCGAAGCUGACGCUUCAACACCUGUCCCACAUUCGAAGAAGCUCACAGCAGCUCUAAAAGAUGGUAAUCCAGACGGUGGCGGAGCCAAGACUUCCAGAGGCCGCAAGGCUGGAACCGCCACGAAGGUGCGGAGGACCAAGGCACAGAUCCAGGCAGAGCAGCAGCAGGCUUCUGCACCUUUGAUAGCUGCUGAAGCCCCUCCCGGCAAACCUGCAACCGCUGUCAAGGCUGAAAGAGGGCGAACACUUAUUCGUGCUGAAAAUGUGCCCAUCAGACCCGAUCCUCCUCCCCCAAUCCCACCAGUGCAGCGACCGGUUGAAGCAGGUUUGCAUCACUAUCCCGUAUCCGACAUCCCAGCAGGUCCUCUGGCAGCUCCAGCAGCGACCGUAGCGUCACAAACUACAAGUUAUUGGUCGGUUCCCGAACAGCACAAGCUUCGAGAACUGUUGUCGUAUUUCGGUCGAGACUUCACCCAGAUUGCAGAUCAUUUAAAGACUAAGAGCCUGACAAUGAUCAAGAACUAUUUCAACCGUCAAGUCGGUGAAGUUAGAGUUGAGCUCGAAAAGGCUGCCCAGAAGGGAGAGCAAUUGCAAGAACAGAUGCGCCUUGGGAAAGUCGCAAUUCCGCCUCCAAGUCCAAUUCUGCCACCAAAACGUCGAUAUGACACAACGCUGGCACCCGUCACUCGUCCAACAGCCCAGGGUGAACAGAACGCAAUGGAUAGUGACCACGCAGUUGCAGCAAUCAAGCAGAGCGUUAUUGAAGACUUCCCACGCAACAUCCUCGAAAUGACGGCCUCGGGGGACAUUGCGUCUCAGCCCCGCUCAAUAUUACGCGAAACAAUUCGUGACGCCCCUCUGCCUGCUGCCCUUCAGCCAAAAAUCGAAGAGCUUCCAAGAUUAUCCAACGACCGUCACUCCCUCUUCAGCCACAAACCAUUGCAUGGCCCUAAGGCUGGCGUGUUUCAGGACGAUGUUGGCUUUCAGCCUUCUCGUCAGAAUCUCAGGGCAGCCCUUGCGGAGCGGUCGCCCCAAAUCCUUACUCAGAGACUUCCAGAUAUACCUCGCCCUGAAUUAGGUCAACAAACCGCUCUAUCAUCGACCGGCCCAAGUCUUCCGGGCUCGCGGGAGCCUCUCAUCCCGACACAGCAACGGCCUCCGCUUCCUCCAAGUGCUCCUGUUCAGGGAAUCCAAACUCACGUUGAAAAAUAUACCCUGCCAAAUACGCUGCAUCCCAGCCAUAGCCGGAACAGCAGCUCGACAACUCCGAGCCACCUGCCUUUGGAGACGCCUCAAGACAUGACUACUCUACGCCGUAUGGACAAUCAACGUGCGCUGUACCGAACCGGACCCACAGGAUCUCCAGCACUGACACCAACAUCAACCAGUGUCUCUCAACCGCUGCGAGCCGAGAUGUCUCAGCCUGCUUCAGCGCUUCCUCCGGCAGACCCUCCGAAGCCCCCAGCCAAACGUUCGAAUGUGUUUGGUCUUCUUAACGAUGAUCCGCCAGACCCACCGCCAAAGCGGCCUUCUUUGGAGGCUCCAAAACGGGCGUCCAUUCUUUCUCCACAGAGCACGCCCCUUCCUUCAGGGCACAAUCUGCUGCAGCAGCCGCGGAGCCAGCAUCAUCCCGAAGACCCACUCUUGAACAGGACAGCGAGAGGUCCAUAUGGUCACAGUAGCAGCAACGUUCUCUCAGCAGGCAGCGGGCAACAAUCACCGGCUGAUUAUCCAGGCUCGUUUUCUGGCGCUCCUGCCACUGGUCCCAGCAAUGAAGCAUGGAUGGAUCGUUUUGAUCCACGUCCUCAAGGAGCUCCCAGCGACCAGCGAAGUCACCAUCACUCACCUGCCCCGAGUCCUUACUCUGUACUCCCACCAACCGCACAGCAGAGCAGUAUACCUUCGCUCCAUUCGUUGCGGGAGAACACACCUCGAGCGGCAGAACGAGCUGGAAUUGAUCACCGACGGACGCUGCUGGGCCAGAUCAACCAAAUACCACAUGUGCCCUCACCUCCACCUCAACAGCCGACGCAACCAGUACCGCAACUGCGAUCAGCCUCCACUUCAUCGCACCAUUCACGGGUGCCUUCCGCGGGAUACUCUGCUCCGCAGCCCACGAGUCAAUCCUCUUCGCUCAGUCACCCGGCGGUCCCGCAAAAUCAUUCUCACUCGGCAAGCUCAACUCCAGUGUCGAGUCUUCACCGGCCUCAGUCGUCUCUCGAUUUCCCUACCCGACUCACUAUCCAACAGCAUAUGGCUCAACAAAACCAGCAGAAACAGGAGCAUGAGAGACACAUACGCCACCGAGAACUAGAAGCGGCACACCAGCGUGAGCGGGAUCGCGAGCGAGAGCAGCAGCAGCAACACCAACAACAACCACCACCACAGCCUCAGCUGCAGCAACAGCAGCAACAGCAAUUACGCCGGGACAUCUACGGUAUCGAGCACCAUGCAAACCCUCCGGUGUCUCGUCCGAACCAGAUGGGAGCAGUAGCCAAUCAAAGCCACAUGACAUUCGGCCAGCCAACUCUCACUCCCAUUCCCACUCGUCGUUUCCGGGUCCUAGUCGUGGUCCUGGCGGACUGGGAACACCUCACUCUCUCCAGCAUCCGCAUCCACAUUCGCACCAGCAACACCAACACCAACAUCAACACCAUCAGCACCAACAUCAGCACCAACACCAACACCAGCACCAAGCGGGACCGCUUCCACAUCUACAGCCGCAGGGGCCAGGCCAGCCGCCGCCUCACCUGCAUCACCCUCACCCUUCUCAACCGCAAAUCCUCCAUCCGGGGGCGGCGGGGCAUUUUCGAGCAAUGA